AGCAGGACCACGCGUCUCCACCCACCCCACGUACACGUGUGCGCCCACCACGAGCGCUCGUUCUGCUCCGCUUAUAUUAUAUCCAUCCAUCCUCGAUCCAUCUAGGCUUUCACCGUCUCACACACACACAAAAUUCGUCACAGUGAUCAAAGAGUGAGAUUGCUUAGUAUUAGCAGCUGCACCGACGUAAGUGCGACGAUGGACGCGCCGGCCCCCGACAACAUCGCCGCUGAGGAGGGCGGGCAGCAACAGAUGCACCAGGACGAGAAGGAGCACAGGCCGAUGUUCAGGAGAGUCAAGGACAGGAUGAGGAAGAUGAAGAACACCAUCGCCGGCCACGGCCACGAUCACGAUCACGAUCACGAGCAGGACACCGGGGGCGGUGGUAGCAACAGCACCGGCGAGGACGAGGAGGAUGCGGCGACGAGGGAAGCCGAGGUGGACAAGGGCGGAUACCAGCAGCAAGACGUCGAGGACAAGCCCAUCUUCGCGGACUCCAGUCCCGAGCAGCACGGCGCACCCAUGUACGACUCGGAGAGGAUCCCUGCGGCGGCCAAGGAGGUGGAGCACAACGACGCUCCGGCAGCGGCGCAGGAGGUGAAGCGCGACGACGCCGCGGGGAUGCGGCUCGGCGACUUGGGCGGCCCGCCGUCGGCGAAGGAGGUGAAGCUGGACGACACCCAGAGGGUGCCGCUCGGCGACCUUGGCGCCCCGGCAGCGGCGCAGGAGGUGAAGUGCGACGACGCUCCGGGGGUUUGGCUUGGUGACCUUGGCGCCCCGGCAGCGGCGCAGGAGGUGAAGCCCAACGAGGCUCCGGGGGUGCGGCUUGCUGACCUUGGCGCCCCGGCAGCGGCGCAGGAGGUGAAGCGCGACGACACCCAGGGGGUGCCGCUCGGCGAUCUCGGCAGCCCUGUCGUCGAGGACCCGGCCGUGCCGAACUCGAGCACGCCCAUGCCGCCAGGUGGCCAAGACAUCGGCACGACGGAUGCCGUCCGUAACUUGGAGGCGAUGACUGUGUCAGACGACCCCAAGCAAGUCGGCGCACGGAAGAUGGACGUCGACGUGAGCAAAGAGUAUGAGGCAAUGCCGGUGUCGGACGGCACCGGGGAGGAACGGAACGACGCACCCACGGACGCCGAGUACACCGGGAGCGACACGGACAGGCUCAAGAAUACGGCAGCUGGCACGGUGUAUGAGAAGGUCGCCGGCGUCGGCACGGUCAUGGCGAGCAAGGCGCAGCAGGUCACCCCCGGCGUCGGCGCUGGCGGGAACGCGCAGGACGACUCCAGCGCAACUGCCGCCCCUGAAUCGGUGACCGCCGGUGCCGGGAAGAGGGACCUCGACUUGCCGCAAGAGGGAACGGCGGCGUCCUACACCGGCACGGAGGGGCUGAAGGACGCGGCAACGGACGCGACGGGCACGGAGGGGCUGAAGAACGCGGCCACGGACGCGACGGGCACGGAGGGGCUGAAGAACGCCGCCACGGACGCGACGACGGAGGGCGCGCCUGGCGCGACGUACACGGACAUGAUCAAGUCCGCGGCGGCGGGCACCACGGAGUACGGCAAGAAGCUGGCUAGCACGGUGUACGACAUGAUCAAGUCCGCGGUGGCGGGCGCCACGGAGUACGGCAAGAAGCUAGCGAGCACGGUGUACGAGAAGGUCGCCGGCGUCGGCACGGCCGUUGCGAGCAAGGCCCAGCAGGUGACGACAUCGGCCGGCACCGCGGUGCUUCACGGCGCGGCUCCAAGGACCAACACGAAUGUGAUGUGAAGUGCAGCCUGUGAACACUGAUCAGUGCGCCGGGGUCGAUCGUGGGAUCGCUGGAAUAAGUCGCCUGCUUGGUGGUUGGGUUCAUCUGGGGCUUCAUCGUUCCUAUAUUUUGGGCAAAACGUGUUCUACAGGUGUUCGUGUGAGUUUCACACGGUUUUGUAUGUCUGUAAAUCAUGUACGGUACGCGUGUGUAUGUACAUGUUUCUGUCUGUCUGUAAAUUCUUUUCAACUUCACGUGUGUAAUCUGUGUCUUCAAACACUCGAUGUUUCUUCGUC
Messenger RNA from Triticum aestivum (bread wheat), 2049 nucleotides. RefSeq names its product low-temperature-induced 65 kDa protein. Lineage: Eukaryota; Viridiplantae; Streptophyta; Magnoliopsida; Poales; Poaceae. Gene Ontology annotation, biological process: response to abscisic acid; response to stress. The record is from RefSeq and is a predicted model, not a curated record. The coding region runs from base 199 to 1773 and encodes 524 amino acids. The transcript is spliced from 3 exons.